Pungitius pungitius (ninespine stickleback) is the source of this 1065-nucleotide messenger RNA. It is a transcript of the gene folr, whose product is annotated as folate receptor. NCBI's taxonomy places the organism in Eukaryota, Metazoa, Chordata, Actinopteri, Perciformes, Gasterosteidae. Gene Ontology annotation, molecular function: signaling receptor activity. Gene Ontology annotation, cellular component: external side of plasma membrane. Bases 137 to 892 code for a protein of 251 amino acids. The transcript is spliced from 5 exons. The record is from RefSeq and is a predicted model, not a curated record.
AAGCACAGACACUAUGCACGUACUUUGAACUUGGAGACAUAAACAUGCGCAUGCACAGAUGUCUCGUUUGGUCUUGUGGACUGUGUAAGAGGUGACUGGACUUAAGACGCUUAUUUAAAGGUUCACCCCUUCAGGAAUGACUCACCACAGAAGCCAACCAGCCAUGUGGCGUGUCCUGGCCUUGCUACUAGCCCUCUCCAGCGGCGCUCUGUCGCUGGACAAACUCAACAUGUGCAUGGACGCCAAACACCACAAAGUCAACCCUGGCCCUGAGGGAAAACUUUACUUCCAGUGUGCUCCCUGGCGUGAAAAUGCAUGCUGCACUGCCAACACCACCAUAGAAGCCCACAACGACACCUCGUACUUGUACAACUUCAACUGGAACCACUGUGGCGUCAUGAGCCCCGAGUGCAAGAAACAUUUCACCCAGGACACUUGCUUCUAUGAGUGCUCGCCUCACUUGGGACCCUGGAUUCAACCAGUGGAUCAGAGCUGGCGUAAGGAGCGUAUCUUGGAUGUGCCAUUGUGUAAGGAGGACUGCCACAGUUGGUGGGAAGACUGCAAGAAUGAAUUUACCUGCAAGGCGGACUGGCACAAGGGAUGGGACUGGAGCUCAGGUGUUAACAGAUGCCCUGAUGGCAGCAAGUGCAGGAAGUGGACCGAAGUUUUCCCCACUCCCAAGUCCAUGUGUGAGCAAAUCUGGUCCAAUUCCUACCUUUACACCACUCACUCCAAAACCUCAGGCCGCUGCAUGCAGCUCUGGUUCACGGGGUCUAACCCCAACAGGAAGGUAGCGGAGUACUACCUCAACAACGCACAGCAACACCAAAGCGUUGCCCUGACAGCGCUACUUCUCCCGGCUGUUGCAUGUGUCUCUGUAAUGAUGUACUAAAAUGUUAACCUCUUGUAUCGCCUCAGAGCUACCAAAUUAUCUUCUGCCUCUGUAGCUUUCUCACCUCCUUUUGACGAGAUAGUUCAACGACACUGGACAGUGCAAGAUUUGUUGCUGUAUAUUUCAUAAUUAAACCUGUAAUUGGGCCUAGAAUUUUUCUGUUGUUCCUUGUG